AUGAUCUCUCAUGCUAAUGCAACUAGUCGUAGCCAGGUUCCUCAGCCAGAUCCUGUUCUAGGCCCUCCUGUGUAUAGCACACCAACUGUUAUUCCAUUAUCCGUUCCUUCUAAUUACAUAAUGGAGCGUGAUAAUUACUCUUCGCCAGUUACAAGUCAGCCAUUAACAAGAAAUAAGAGGAGUUCGGAGAUUGUCACUGAAGCCCCAACAGCUGCAAAGAAAACUCGUAGCAAAUUGACUUCUAGGAUGUUAACAUCCCAAGGAACAGAAAAGCUUCCAGAAUCUGACAAUGGAAUGAAUAGCCAAGUAGCUGGUCAGCUAAUUUCUGUAAAUCAAUCAUCAUCCCCCAAUUGCACAGCCAAUGAAUCAACAAUGCAUGUAUCAGGUGUUGCCAAGUGUUUGUUCAAUCAGCCACAGCUGUCCCCUCCAACCAAUUCAUCAGGUCCUAAGACACCUCCACAAGCAGUUUCCCCUCAGAGUGAUAAAUCAAAGACUCCAUUGGAUGUUUCUUCAACUGCUAAUUGCAGUCAUAAUAGUACUCCUCAAGAGAUCACUCCUACCAACUGUACUCUAAUUUCAACUGAGAGGGUUACAGUUAGUCCUUUAAAGCAAAUGACAUGUUACACCAUUGAGAGGAACCAUUGCAUUUCUUCUUGUUCACCAGUUAAGGCAUGCUUAAAGAGGCUUGGCAAGAGGGAUCAUGUAAAAAGCAGGCUGGACUUUGAUGGUUCUGAUGAAACAGUGAAUGCUGACAAACCAAUAACAAAUGACACUUCAACAUCUGAAUCUGAAAUGGAUGCGGAUCUCUUUGACCUAGAUUUGCCUAAUUUAGAUGCUUUUGGAGCAAAUUUCUCCUUUUCUGAACUGUUAGUGGAUCUUGAUCUUGGAUGUGAAGGAAUUGGCUACACCUGUCAACCAACAUUGGGUACUGCAGAUGCUCUUUCAGGGUCAUCUCAUGAAUCAGGGGAUGGCAAUCUGGGGGCUAAUCGAGUCAUGUCAGAGUUUUCAUCUACUGUCACAGAACUGCUUUCAGAGAAAGACAUUAAUGCACAAGGAUCCGACACCGUGACUUCAGUGAAGUCUAUAACAAAAUGCAUAAAAAUAUUAAGCCCUGCAAAAGGUCGAAGGAGUUCUUUGGAGCAACAAAAUAGUUCUGCUACGAACUGA
This is a messenger RNA of Durio zibethinus, 1167 nucleotides long. NCBI's taxonomy places the organism in Eukaryota, Viridiplantae, Streptophyta, Magnoliopsida, Malvales, Malvaceae. The record is from RefSeq and is a predicted model, not a curated record.